AUGGCUGGUUUACCACGAAGAAUAAUAAAGGAAACUCAACGUUUAAUGGCUGAACCAGUCCCAGGAAUUAGUGCGAUACCGGAUGAAAGCAAUGCUAGAUAUUUUCAUGUUGUUGUUGCAGGACCAGAAGAGUCACCAUUUGAAGGAGGAGUUUUCAAAUUGGAAUUAUUUUUACCUGAAGAAUAUCCUAUGUCAGCACCAAAAGUUCGUUUUAUGACAAAAAUUUACCAUCCUAAUAUAGAUAAAUUAGGUCGAAUAUGCUUAGAUAUAUUGAAAGAUAAAUGGAGUCCAGCACUACAAAUUAGAACUGUGCUGCUUUCUAUUCAAGCUUUACUUAGUGCACCAAAUCCAGAUGACCCAUUAGCAAAUGAUGUUGCUGAACAAUGGAAAAUAAAUGAAGCUGAAGCUAUCAAAACAGCAAGAGAAUGGACUCGUUUAUAUGCCAUGAAUAAUUGAAGUCUCAAAUUCUUUGCAACUGAUUUCUAGUUGAUCUCCAAUACCAUUGGACUCAUCAUUGAUUGUCCAGCAACUGAAGCAGCCCUCUAUGUUGUGGUUGCUGUGUUAAGCUCCGCUUACCAGAAAAAUAGCUUAGAAAUUCAUUUUACAUUUAUGCAGUUUUUGUUACAUUUGCAAUUUUUUCAUGCAACAAUAACUUGCUGCAUUUGUACAUUAUGUUAUUUUUCAUAUAAUCAGCUUAUGGGAAUUGGAGCGGGUGUGUGCUGUUCAACAUUGUAAAGUAAUUGCUCUUUGUGUGAAUUAUAUUUAUUUAUGAAUAGAAUUGUUGUUAUAAGCAAGAUUUGAUUGGCCAUUUAUUGAGUAUGCUUUCAAGAUGUUGCUCAAAACUGAUUUUGUUAAUAUUAGCUUUGUAAAUACAUGUUUAUUUAACAGAAACAAAUUAUAUAUGAAUUUAUUGUACAUUGAAAUGAAUAUCAAAUGUGCCGGCAAAUGUUUGUCUUAUUUCAAGUAAUGUUCAGGGAACAUUGUUUUUGUGCUUAGUCUUUCUAAUUUUGCAUAUACACGUGAUACUUCAGCUUGAAAGAUUUUAUGUAAAGUAAUUUCCUUUGUAAUGCACUUUGCUGCUGUCUUAAUUUUCUGUCUAUGUUUAUUAAAGUCGUAUGUGAAGUUGAUUUUUGUGCGUUCACCCCAUUUGCUUUAUGAAGUACAACAUUUUAUGAACCAAACUUAUUAAAGAUUGGAUUUUAAUUUAACUUGUACAAUUGCGUUAUGUUUAGUGUUGAUUCCUUUCAUAGUUUUUUUACUUGGACAAUGAAACAGUUUUUUAUGUGUUUCUUAUAUUGGAGCGAUUAAAAAAUGAUGUUCUAAUUAUUGUGAUACAUUUUUUUCUUCCCAUGUUUAAUCGUGAAUCAUUCAAAAACUUUUCAACACUUCAAUUUCCUAAUUAUUCUAUAUAAAAUUUCAGCUGGUUACGAGAUACAUGUGUGCAUAGUAUUUCUGUGAGAACUGUAGUUUUUUUUUUCCUCUGCAAUUUGAAAAUAUUAAACUUUAUUGAUGUCUUGGUUGUUCACCAAUCAUUUAAUAUCCACUGAGAUGCCAUCCUGUUUGCCGUCCAAUUUGUUGCAGAGGCAACGUCUUGAUCUCAAAAUGCAAGUUUGAAUUACUAAUGCAUAUUGAAUAUAAUAACUGGCAUUAAGAAGACAUUGAUAAUAUUGUACAAUCUAGGAAGAUUACCAUAAAUAUAUCAUGUAAUUCUAUACCUUAUCGGGGUAAUUUUUAAAGUUGUAUUUUGUAAAAUCUUGCUUGUUUCUUUGUUUUUCUUUUUAAAGUAUACAAGCCUGAAAGCUGAUAUAUCAGAGAUACUAGUUUUAUAUUUAAUUUCUGUAUAGUUGUGAAGAAGUUUCAGAAUACUUUUUAAAAAUUUCCUAUUUUUAUGCUUUUUAUGUUUGGAAAAGCUAUAAUAAAUAGUGUCUUUUUUGGUUACUAUCAUAUUACUUUUACUUUGGUCAGAAAAAAACUCUUAUAUUAACUGAUUUUUUUCUUUCAUUUAAAUGUGGUGAGUUAGAGAAUCACACAGAUGAGAAUAAGA
Uloborus diversus is the source of this 2044-nucleotide messenger RNA. Its product is annotated as ubiquitin-conjugating enzyme E2 N-like. The record is from RefSeq and is a predicted model, not a curated record. NCBI's taxonomy places the organism in Eukaryota, Metazoa, Arthropoda, Arachnida, Araneae, Uloboridae.